GUCGUAACUUUGCCGCCGAAGAGAUUUGUUUUAAAUAUUAUCUUCAUGGAAUAUGGGCAUCUGUUUAGACACUGAACAAAACAACGAUGAGUUGGAGACCACAAGCGGCGACCGCAGCCGGCGCGAGAGCGCGUGGGCCGGCCGCGCGACGCCCCCGGCCGCCUCCUUCCCCAUGCAGAACUCCAGCCACGUCAAGUUCGAGCCGCCAAACGUGCCGGUCAUAUUCGUCCUGGGCGGCCCAGGCAGCGGCAAGGUGACCCACUGCGACAACCUCAUGCAGGAGCGCCGCGGGGUGGUCCAUAUCAACAUGACGGAUCUGCUGCAGCAGUACGCCAUCGGAAACGACAUGCAAGACUUCGGGACGCUGUCCAGCAAGACGGUCACCGAGGUUCUGAUGCUGGAGAUGAAGAUGGCGCCUACAGCCAAAACCUACCUCGUAUCAGGCUACCCGCGCUCUAUGAGGGACGUGGCUGAGUACUCAGAUAAGAUUCAGACCAUAAGCGGCGUGGUCCUCGUCAGCUGGCGACAGCGAGUCCUGGAGAGACAGAUCGAGUACGGAGCCCGGUUGGGACAUGUCGUGCUGAGUCUGGCCAGGAUGGAGCUCAACAACUUCUACAAGAACGUCAUGCCGGUCGCCGACUACUUCGACCAGUCCAACAUGCUCAUAGCGGUAAACGGCGAACGAAACCCAGAAGAAGUGUACAAGGACUUCAGGGCUGCUGUUCUCCAGAUCCUGGGCACGCAUGAGGACCAAGCAGCCCUCAACGGGGUUGGGACUGGGGGCAUCCCUGGGGAGAUCGUGGGGGUGGAACCCGCCCCCACUGCUAGGAGGCCUAGUACACCAGUGAGGGUAGAAGACACGGAGGACGAGGCGUUUGCUCUGCCCAUAGCAGCGCCGGUGGUCACGCCACCCAGAGAGAACGGACGCCCUGCAAUUAUCGUGCCGAAGUCCCAACUGAUCACCGUUCAGGGUUUUCUGAACAGCCACCAGCCGCAGCCUCCGGUGGGCGCUCCUCCGCCCGUGCUGUGGGUGGUGGGCGGGCCCGGCAGCAACAAGGCCACGCUGUGCCAACGGGUCGUUGCUAGGAGGCAGGGCUGGACGCAUUUCAGUCUCGGCCAACACUUGCGCGCGUUAGCCGACGCAGGUGGAGGCCCGGCCUCCGAUGGAGCCCUAGCCCGGGCCUCCCUUAGCGGAGGCGAGCUGGUCCCUGAGGAGCUGGUCAACAAGGUCGUGAGGGGCGCCAUGAACGAAGCCUCGAGGAACGACCAGGGACUCGUGUUGGAGGGAUACCCGAGGGACAUGGAGCAGGUGGAUCAUUUCCAGAAAGAGUUCCGCAUAUCGCCCCGUAUGCUCCUACUGGACUGCUCCAAGCUGCAACUCGGCCGGGGUCGGCGGGACGAUUCCGUGGCGGCGUUCCGGCGGCGGCUCGAAGUGUUCCGGGAACACAGCCUGCCUAUGCUUCGGGCCUUGGACCAGAUGCACCGCCUCGUUAUAGUGAGUAGACAGUCUGUGGACGGCGACUCCGAUGCGGCUGAAGUGCAGACGGAGUUCUCCCGGAUCAUGCUGGAAGAGCUGGAGAAGGCUGAAGCGAUCGCUGCGAUGCCGCCCACGCCGCAGCCGCCCAGCUCGCAGCCGCCCACGCCGCCUAGAGCUGAUGUAUCAGCGAUACAGCAGUUUGCACAUGCCGUGUCCCGCAUGGGCGGCGGGCUAGCCAACGGGUUCGCCAACGGGACGGUCCGCAACGGGACAGUCCGGAACGGGACAGUGCCCAACGGGUCCUUACCCAACGGGACCAUGGCCAAUGGGAUCGCAGGAGUAGUCAAUAAUAAGGUAAAGCCAAUAACAAACAACGUGUCAAAAAUCCCGACCGUGUCUCAGAUGACACAAGACGAGGUCCGCCGCCUCUACGAGGGAAGCUCGGGCGACAUCGCCACGCAUAUGUAGACGGUCUUAAUGAGUUAGUAUUAGAAAAUAAACCUUGUGGCCUUAUAAAUACAGUUGCAGAAACAAAUCCACGGAUUUAUCAUUCUCUAGAAAUAUCUUUAAAAUACAAACAUUUAAUAAUAAGUCGAAUGAAACAGGUCGGGGACACAUUAUUUCACUUGGAUUAAAAACCUAAAUACUUGCUAAUGUAGGUUUAUUUUUAGGUAAUGGACUCUAUGAGAGAAAAAUCAAAAUUAUUAGAGAAAAGUGCCGAAAAAAUUUUCUUUACUAUAGUUAUCUUUGUAAGACUAGAUUCUAAAUUAGAAUUAGAUGUGAAUGUAAAGUCAUAAUUUAAGUAAAUUACGCUAAAGUUACUAAAUUACGUACAAAAUAGUUACUUAAAAUAAAAAAGGUCUCAUAAAUAAUGAGGUUUUACGUUUAGAAUAUCAGUCUCUGUAACUUGAAAUCAAACUUUUUGUUCUAUGAUUGGUCUAACUACGAGCACAUACCUACAUAUUUUAAGCCAAUUUAAUAGCCUUUAAUCUGUUGGUACUUUGAGUUUGAAUUAUGUUUGAGGGUCGUUUCAUAUUUGAGUAUCUUUUUGUAAUACGCGUCUAUUGUUUUUUUUUGUUAACAAUUUGUGACUAUUUAUUUAAAAAUUACUUAAUGUGAUUUUUUUUCAUUAUGUUUUCUAAUUCAUUUAAUUUUUCUUUUAAUAUUCGUAAAGAACUUUUAUUGUUGUAACAUGUCGUAAUUCCACAUCUAAAAACUAAAGUAAGGAAGAGUUACGCACACGACUACUUAGUGCCUUUACUUUAUGUAAGAUACAUUUAAUUAGGUUCAAUUACAUAAUAAGAUUUAAUUAAUUAAAUUAUUACUUAGGUAAUGUGUACCUACCUACUUACUUAUCUAAUACUUAAUUAAAAUGUGAAUUUCUAAUUUAUAUAAGUAUCUUAAGAGAGGUUUAAUAUAAAUAAUUCUAACCAUAUGGGCGAAUAUGUAUAUUUUUUAAUGAAAAUUGAUUUCAUUUCAAAGAAAAAGGUAAAUAUUAAAGUACAAUCUAUUUAUCGAAUGGAAUUUUCAGAGGUAUUUUCGAAUUCGAUCUUAAAGCCAUGUAUUCAUUAGGCAACAUUUGUUGAUAAACACUGUUUAUAAACUGUUCAUAAACAAUGUUUCAUCAUCUCUGUAAACAGUUUAUAAACAGUCCAUAAACAUAGGUGAUGAAACAUUGUUUAUGAUACAUGUUGCCGUGCUCCCCGCUAUGAAUGGAGAGCAAGUGUGGACGGCCAAGUUCCAGAAACCUGUGUUUAUGGUAAACUUGUUUCACACUGAUCAUAAACAGUUUAUCAACAAAUGUUGCCUGAUGAAUACAUGGCUUAAAUCUGUGUGAUACAACUUCCUAUAUUAAAGUACAAUACCUAUAUUUAUCGGAUGGAACUUUCAAAGGUACUUGACCUAUGUUUCGAAUUCGAUCUUAAAUCUGGAACAACUUAGAAACUAAUUCUUUUUUAUUUAAAACUGUUUAAUGUUA
This is a messenger RNA of Ostrinia furnacalis (Asian corn borer), 3455 nucleotides long. Its product is annotated as adenylate kinase isoenzyme 5-like. Gene Ontology annotation, biological process: nucleobase-containing compound metabolic process. The record is from RefSeq and is a predicted model, not a curated record. The transcript has 12 exons. NCBI's taxonomy places the organism in Eukaryota, Metazoa, Arthropoda, Insecta, Lepidoptera, Crambidae. The coding region runs from base 53 to 1945 and encodes 630 amino acids. Gene Ontology annotation, molecular function: ATP binding; nucleobase-containing compound kinase activity.